ACCGACAAUUGCCAAAGUUUCACGCGCCUUGAGUAAUAAUUUCCAUUUUUCAAAUCCGUUGUGUGGAUCGAAUGGGUCACUGAUUGGCUAAAGAAUAAAUGCUCCUUUAUUGCCCACUGAUGCCAGAUUAAGAUGCAUUGUCUUACCACUCGCAAACGGCUUCUUUCUACUCUUACUCAACAAGGCAGAUUUCAUGAUAUUUUCUUUAAAGAAAGUGACAUGGGAAUUGCAUUUUCUGGGAGGUUGAGUUAGUUUCUUUCUGGGUUUUAGGUUGAAGGGACGAAGAAGGAAGGGGGUUUUUGGGAUUAGUUGGGACUGGGGAGAGAGUGGAUUGGUGGUUUUUGGUGAAGUGAGAGAGGAUUGAAGAUGGGUAUUGUGAGUACAAUACUGGGUUUUUGUGGAUUUGGUGUGGGGAUCUCAAUUGGGCUUUUGAUUGGGUAUUACCUCUUCAUCUACUUCCAACCCACUGAUGUGAAGGAUCCUAUAGUUCGUCCUCUAGUUGAACAAGAUUCAAAAACUCUGCAACGUAUGCUUCCAGAGAUACCCCAAUGGGUCAAAAAUCCAGACUAUGAUCGAGUUGACUGGCUUAACAAAUUCAUAGAAAAUAUGUGGCCUUACCUGGACAAGGCAAUUUGCAAGACUGCGAAGAACAUAGCAAAACCUAUCAUUGCUGAGCAAAUUCCAAAAUACAAAAUUGAUUCAGUUGAAUUUGAAGCACUCACCUUGGGCUCCCUACCACCUACAUUUCAAGGAAUGAAAGUCUAUGCUACUGAUGAAAAGGAGUUGAUCAUGGAACUAUCCAUGAAGUGGGCAGGGAAUCCUAACAUCACUGUUGCAGUAAAAGCAUUUGGGUUGAGAGCCACUGUGCAGGUGGUUGAUUUGCAAGUAUUUGCUGCUCCUCGCAUCACCCUGAAGCCUUUGGUUCCAUCAUUUCCUUGUUUCGCCAAUAUAUUUGUGUCUCUCAUGGAGAAGCCACAUGUUGACUUUGGACUAAAGCUGCUAGGAGCAGACGUAAUGGCCAUUCCUGGCCUGUAUCGGUUGGUGCAGGAGCUUAUCAAAGAUCAGGUUGCAAAUAUGUACCUAUGGCCCAAAACCCUUGAAGUUCCAAUAAUGGAUCCUGCAAAAGCCAUGAAAAAGCCUGUUGGCAUUCUCAGUGUGAAGGUUGUUAGGGCAAUGAAGCUAAAAAAGAAGGAUCUUAUGGGGGCAUCAGAUCCUUAUGUUAAAAUGAAGUUGACUGAGGACAAACUUCCUUCAAAGAAAACUACUGUGAAACUUAAAAACUUGAAUCCUGAAUGGAAUGAGGAGUUUAAUAUGGUUGUUAAAGAUCCAGAAUCUCAAGCAUUAGAGGUCAACGUCUAUGAUUGGGAACAGGUUGGUAAACAUGAUAAGAUGGGCAUGAAUGUCAUUCCCCUGAAAGAGCUUACACCUGAUGAGCCAAAAGUUUUGACACUUGAUCUACUAAAAAACUUGGACCCGAAUGAUGUUCAAAAUGAGAAGUCACGGGGACAGAUUGUUUUAGAAGCUCUGUACAAACCUUUUAAGGACACUGAAAUACCAAAGGAUCUUGAAGAUCCCAAUGCGAUAGAAAAGGCCCCUGACGGAACACCUGCUGGUGGUGGUUUGCUUGUAAUCAUUGUCCAUGAAGCUCAGGAGGUUGAGGGAAAGCAUCACACAAAUCCAUAUGUUCGAUUACUUUUCAGGGGAGAGGAGAGAAAAACCAAGUAUAUAAAGAAAAACAGAGACCCCAGAUGGGAAGAGGAGUUUACAUUUAUGCUGGAGGAACCACCUACCAACGAUAGAAUACAUGUAGAAGUUGUUAGCACCUCAUCAAGGAUGGGCUUACUACAUCCUAAGGAAACUCUGGGUUAUGUGGAUAUAAACCUCUCAGACGUUGUUAGCAACAAACGGAUCAACGAGAAAUACCAUCUAAUUGACUCAAAGAACGGAAAGAUUCAAAUCGAGUUGCAAUGGCGAACUUCAACAUAAGAGGGAAAUGCUUUUCUCCCAUUUCUUUAAACUUGGUGUUUGAUGAGGGAAACCGAAUGAAAUCGUUUGUUUCUGUGUCGAUGUUAUGUUAGGCAUUUUUAAUAAUUGGCUCUGUAAAUUACCCCAAAAAGGAAUCUUUAAGUUUCUGUGAAUCUUUGGCUUGCGGGUUUGUUUUUCCUUUAUUCCAAAUUUCAAUUUGUCCUCU
Molecule: messenger RNA, 2191 nt
Organism: Vitis riparia (riverbank grape)
Lineage: Eukaryota; Viridiplantae; Streptophyta; Magnoliopsida; Vitales; Vitaceae
Product: synaptotagmin-2
Exons: 12
Coding region: 367-1986 (539 amino acids)
Cellular component (GO): endoplasmic reticulum
Molecular function (GO): lipid binding
Source: RefSeq, a predicted model, not a curated record